CUGUCAGAGUAACUUUUUGUCAUGUUUUGUCCUUAUAGCUCUUGAGAUUGCUUUACUCACACAUAUCUAACCCUUAUUCAUGACUCACUUAUUUACCCGCAGUGAAAUAUGUGGGGAGUGUUAAUGUUUUCUUUCUAAAGCUAUACAGGAAUUUGUUCUUCGGCCCUGGUGAUAACCGGAUUUGGAUAUAGGGUGGUCCUUGAAGAUUGCAAUUUUACAACCCCACAUCCUUUUUUGUGUUUUUACCUUUUUGUCUUUCAAAAUCUAAAAUCGACCAAAUUUUAAUGCUCAGAAUUUUGCACUCCCACCUGGUGUGUGAAGACAGAAGAUUUUUUUUAUUAUUCCUAUCCCCCCCCGGAUCUUCAACACCUAGCCAGAGGAUUUUUUUUUUUUUGUCUUUGACCCCACCCUUAUCUCCAAUUUUUCUCCAAAUUUCUCAUUAUUAAAAAAAAAAGAAAGAAAAAAAGGACUUAACCACAAACAACCACUUGUUACAAAGCAGUCUUAAGGGAGAACAAGGCUCUCAGUGAAGAAUACCUGGCCUCUUUGGCCACUCUCUCAUCCCUUUACAAUUCUUACUCAUCGGUCAAGUGUUCCUUCAGGACGUUUAAAGCUUGGAGCCAGCCCUGAAGAAGUGUACCCGGAGCCACCUGACACACUCCAGGGAGACUCCAACGGGCACUGAAGCAGUACUGAAGAGUUCCUGAUCUGUAAGGUUAAUCCCUAGCUGUGAGGAGUAUGACCAAUCAAGGAGAUGACUGCUAUUUCUUCUACUACUCUACAUGCACCAAGGGUGAUAGUUGCCCCUUCAGACAUUGCGAGGCUGCCAUGGGUAGUGAAACUGUCUGCAGCCUUUGGCAGGAGAAUCGCUGUUUUCGCAACGUAUGCAAGUUUCGCCACAUGGACAUAAAGAAAAACCGCAAAGAAAUUGCUUGCUACUGGGAAAACCAACCAAGCGGCUGCCAGAAAACACACUGUGCUUUUUAUCACGAGAAGGCACGUUUCAUCGAUGGACUAUUUGUUCCCGCAAAUAAAGGGCCAGUUGUGUGGAAGGAAAAAGAGGAAGAGAUUCCAAAGGAGGACCUAAUUCCAUCUGUUCCAGCCCCAGUUUCCACCGCCACCAACCCACAGCUGAGAGGAGUCAUAAAGGCUGAAAAUCAAGAAAGUGUCCCCAGUCCUACACACCCACCGGUGGUAAUAAACCCCGUCGAUGACGAAGAUGAUGAAGAUGAUCAGUUCUCUGAAGAGGGAGAUGAUGCUUCUGGUGUCUCUCCUAGGAAGGUUCUAAAUAAAGGUAACAAAGAUGAUUCACUUAACUUUGGUGUCAAAACCUUGGAAGAAAUUAGAUUGGCAAAGGCACUGAAGGGCAGUCUUAAUAGAGCUGAGCCUCCGUUUUUGCAAGGAUCUGAUGGCUUCACGUCAAUCAAGCAGCGCCGCAUUGGAACUGAGAUGGAAAACAUUCGGUCUGUUUUACAGCCAGCUGUUGACAUGACCAAGAUUGAUCCUUCUGUCUUUGAGGAACCUGGAAAAAGAAAAGUUACAGAAAGGCUUGGAAUAAAAUUUAACAGAGAAAACAAUCUCAUGGAAGAUGGUCCUAAGCUGAGAGGGGCCCUUGCUAAGCGUCUUGGCGGUUUUGUUGAUUCGCCUGAGGAGCAAACCGACCUGCCUCCUCAGAAACUUCUGAGACCGGUGCAUGAAAGACUCGGAAUAAACUCGGACCUCGCUGCCCCCAAGUCGCCCAACACCGAGCCUUCCGGCGAGAUUCGGAUCAAAACUCUCGAGGAGAUUCGACAGGAAAAGGCCGCCAAGUCUCAGAUUCAACAUCAAGGUGCCAGAGUUGUCACAGAGGUGUCCGAAAAUCCGUCGAGCCCCCCGAAAAGAGGGAACAAGCCCGCGGUGGGAUCUCGAAUAAAGACCUUCUCUGAAAUCCUGCACGAGAAAAAGAAACUCCAGGAGGAAAAGGUGUCUCAGGAAGACGGUUCUAGUCCUAAAGGAAUCGAAAGCCCCGCAAACGCUGGAGUGGAAAAAGUGGCUGCCCAAGAGGGAGAGGUUAGAGUGAAGACGCUUGAGGAAAUUCGCAGGGAAAAGGCUGCAAGAAUGCAAGCACAGGAUCAAGAGUCCCAGAAUUCCACCAGUGAUCAGGGUGCAGAAAAGGGAAUUCUUUGCAUUGGCAAAAAUUCAGCUACCAAUAGCAGUUCUCAGAAGCAGCCACAAGAUUCAGGGACGAGAGCGGAUUGUGUUGAAGUGUCUGUUGUAGCUAACGGUAAAAGCGACCUCUCCAGCCAAGCUGUGACCGUAAAGAGCUUCGAGGAGAUCAUGCGAGAGAAAAGACUCCGUAAGCAACAGGAUGAGCAGGCUGCAUCUGCCGUCAUACCAGAACAAGCUGCCCAGAAACCAAGCCCAGCCGUUUCAGUAGAGAAGCCGACGACUAUCGGAGCGCGAAUAACCCCACCGGCAGCAUCCGGAUCGGACGCAGAGUCUUCGAACCAAGCCAGAGCGCCUGCACGACUGCGUCUUGGUGUUAAACGUAGAGCACUUUCUCCUGAAUCGCAAAGCACGGCAGCCAAGGAUGAUGUCACAAGUCCAAAGACAUCUGUGGAAUCAGAAGUGGUAGAAGCUACUACAGAAAUCCAUACAGAGAAACCACUGGCGGAGAACACGCCAGCAGCUUCCAAGACGUCUCCAAGCAAAGCAGCAGAAAAAGUGAGGCCCAAGCUGAACGUUAAGCCAUCAGUGAUGAAACCGGCAGCUCAGGUGAUACCCGGCCAGAAAAGGAAAGCUUCGGGAAGCUCCGCCGUCGCCGCCGUGAAACCUCUCAAUGCCAACCCCGAAUCUGAACCACUUCCAAAGCGCAUAACAACCUGCAGCUCAGAAGCUGAAGCCAGUACCCAACAGGUGGCGAAUCCUGCCGAGCAGAGCGUCAGCCUUACCAGCAAAACUACUACCUCAGGGAAUGAGCCUCCUUCUGUCCAACACAGCCCUGUCGUUAGAACCCCCUCUCAGAGCCGGUUGCGUCGAGCUAGCCAUAACCCGGCAGGAAUUUCAUCCACAAAGGACGACUUUGAAGACCUGCUGGAUGAAUUCACCGAUGACAAACUGGACGGCGAGAUCGAGCUGGAUCCGGGGAAAGGCGAGGACGACCUUCUGUUGGAGCUCUCCGAGAUGAUCGGCUAGAGCGAGGCUCAGAGCUCAGUUACCGAACCACAUUAGGCUCUGGGUGUCCCAACCUUAAGCCACUGCGUUCUGGAACUGGGAAUGGACUGUAACCAAAAUUUUAAAACACCUGACUUUACUUUAUUUGGAUCAGGAUUAUUUAGCUUUGCAUUUUAAACCUGAAAAUCAAUGGAUUUUAAUUUGUUUUCUCCCGACUGUUCUGUUCAUGAUUCAUAUGUUACGUUUCUGCAUAUUGUAAACGUUUUUCGACGGCUGUUGGCGAGAUCUCACUUGUUUUUAAAUUGUAAAUCCAGUUUGAUGGAUAAUACAAGAGUACUGGCCCCGAAUCAUGACGUUAAUGCAGGAAGUGUUCAUUUGUAUACUGUGUAUGCUUUGGCGAGCUUUUUGUUGAAAGACAUGAGCAAUACCUUAAUUAUUUCUCACUGUUAUGUACAUUUUCUUAUUAAACAAAGCGGUAACCAUUGUCGGUUGCAGAAGUAUCCACUACUUGGGUCAGUACUUGGUUGAAUCACCUUUGGCUGCAAUUACAGUAGCAGGUUUUGCUGUUUUAGCCACACACAUUACUAACAGAUGUGUAUAUAUUUACGUAUUAUUUUUGUUAUUUCCCAAAAUGGACAGUUCAACAGAAUUGCUUCGAGAGCAUGUUUGAUAAUCAAGUCACCAUAUAACAGAAACUGUAGGCUUUACCCGCCUCAGAUUACGUCAGCAUUAUCAUUUCACUAUUAGAAAAAGACAAAACGAGUACAAAUGAUAUCCAAGGGAAGGUUGCCAGGUGGAAACCGCCAACCUAUAGAAAUGUAAAGGAUAUAAAGGGUGUAUUUGAAAUAUUUAUGGAUCUUAGUAUAGAAGCAUUAUACCAGCUUGAGUAACUUGGUGGUGAUGGUGUAAUGGAGUGUAAAUACCUUUCUGCGUCCGGGCCUGGCGUCUUACCAUAACCGUCCACCGUUAUUUUUACUUUCUAACACAAAAUCCUGAGUUGGAAUGUCCACAUUUGGUUGUUGAUCCUGGAAAGCCCUCUGAUGUGGCUGAAUUUAACCACCGAGGUGAAAUGCCAAAAUUCUCCCCUGGUGAUGUAACAGACUGCUUUCCGGUUAUCAGGAGUAUUCGAUUACAGUAGUUGCUGCUAAAGGUGGCACAACCAGUUAGGCUUGUUUUUUUUCCUGCAAUAAAUGGUGAUUUAAAACUG
Messenger RNA from Trichomycterus rosablanca, 4360 nucleotides. It is a transcript of the gene zc3h11a, whose product is annotated as zinc finger CCCH-type containing 11A. The coding region runs from base 739 to 3174 and encodes 811 amino acids. Gene Ontology annotation, molecular function: metal ion binding. The transcript is spliced from 15 exons. NCBI's taxonomy places the organism in Eukaryota, Metazoa, Chordata, Actinopteri, Siluriformes, Trichomycteridae. The record is from RefSeq and is a predicted model, not a curated record. Gene Ontology annotation, biological process: poly(A)+ mRNA export from nucleus.